This is a messenger RNA of Acanthocheilonema viteae, 1314 nucleotides long. NCBI's taxonomy places the organism in Eukaryota, Metazoa, Nematoda, Chromadorea, Rhabditida, Onchocercidae. The record is from the annotation of a GenBank genome assembly.
AUGAAGACUACGCCGGCACACAUCAUAUCAAAUGAGGACAAUCUUUCUCAUCUAUCAUCAUUUCCAGAAAUGCAAGGUCUAAAGAUUUCAACGGAUGAAAUAAACGAAGAGGAUGAGACAAAUACCGUGUAUCGACGACAUCCAAUGACAGAUGAUAAAAAUCUUAGAGGGGAGGGUGGACAAAAUUCUAACUUACCUGAACUUACCUAUGACAGAGCUCCUCAUCAUCAACAAGCUCAUCCAUUCUCAUUUGCUAUAUUUCAUCGGUUUCUAACCGCUCAUGCGGCUGCUACCACUUCCGGAUCAACAUUUGGAACAGCAACAGCAAUUACUGGGUUAUCAGGGUCAAACUCUAAUGCACUCGGGACAUCUACUGGUACUACUGGUACUCCAACAACUGCUAAUUUCAUCAGCAAUAAGUGUGAAUUACUAAAGCCAAAUAUAUUCGAUAGUACAGGAGUAGGUAACUGUCACAACUAUCCUUCAUCAUCUUGGACGGAUCAUUUACCGUUGCUCGGUGGAUAUCAUCGUGCUUCACCGGUGUUUGAUACGUCAUAUUCCUCCCCACCAUGCUCUACGUCCUAUCCAAUCUAUGAUCAGAACGCAUUUAACACUCAUCAAUCUUACCUUAUAUCAUCAGCUGCUCCUUUUGGGUUUGAGAUAAUCAAUGCACCGAGUGGUAGUUGUGAUCAAAUUGAAAAGAAUUUCGAACCACCAUUACUGCCUACUUCGUCACAUUAUAACAAAUCUGAAAAUGAGGAAGAUAUUAACGAUGCCAGUGUAAUCAGUAAAGGAACAAGUGAAGAUAUUACCGAUGUUCUCAACGAAAAUGAAACAUUUAAUGAGGAUGAAGAAGAAAGAGGAAGAAAGAAACGGCGCAAACGACGCGUAUUGUUCACAAAAUUGCAAACUUUUGAACUUGAAAGGAGAUUUCGCGCACAGAGGUAUCUUUCGGCGCCCGAACGUGAACAGCUUGCCAUGCAAAUUCGCUUAACACCUACGCAAGUGAAAAUUUGGUUCCAAAAUCAUAGGUAUAAAACCAAGAAGACCAGUCAGGAUAAGGGAUUAAAUGGUAAUUUGGUGCAGAAUAAUAUGUCAAUGCCAACUGUUAAUUUUUCACAAUCAAAACGCAUUCCGGUGCAAAUGUUGGUACAUGACGGGAAACCGUGUCCCACAGAUUUUGUUACCGAUACUUGUUCCGCAUCAAAUACAUUUCCGGGUUCAUUUACACCAAAUGGAAAUUAUUUCACAUCAACAAAUUCUAUUUUGCCUUCCAGUUCACAUUACUAUAUGCCAAACGGAUGGGCUUGGUAA